Molecule: messenger RNA, 7227 nt
Organism: Stegostoma tigrinum
Lineage: Eukaryota; Metazoa; Chordata; Chondrichthyes; Orectolobiformes; Stegostomatidae
Product: seizure 6-like protein
Exons: 17
Coding region: 519-3644 (1041 amino acids)
Biological process (GO): synapse maturation
Cellular component (GO): neuronal cell body; endoplasmic reticulum
Source: RefSeq, a predicted model, not a curated record
CCUAUGAGCCGCUUUAGGCAGUCGAAGCUAGCCCCCCGGCUAAAUUAGGCAAUGAACAUUGGAUCCCCUACAACAUAAGGCUCACAUUUACCCCUCCUCGCCUCCGCGCAGCGUUAGACAGGAAUAAUGAGCCCCCAGAGGUAUUAGGCAGCUGCACCUCCCCAUUCCCCACUCCCCACCUCCCCAGCCCGUCAGCAGCCCAGCCUCCGAUCUGCCCAAUUUCUCGUUGACAUCCAAAAAAAAGCGCGGUGACGCAUAGAAUCGAUUCUGAGCGCCACAGAAUGCGAAAAGUGGCUCAGCUCUCGGCUCGCUGGUACACUCCCUCCCAAAACAUGCUGUGGCAGCCAGGAGCUGAGUAAAGAGCGAGGGACAGGAAGGGAGGAGACAGAGAACGAGCGAGAAAGAAGCGGCUAAAUUCGGCGAUCGCUACAGUCGCCCAGGGAGAGACUACCAGUGGAAGGAAGAUUCCCCUUUCUCUAAAAUACAACCAGGGGCCGCUUGGAAAUAAGGAAACGAGGAUGUUGCCCCUUGGCCUGGGGAACUCCGGCGUCCUGUGGGUGCUCCACGCAUUUUUACUGCUGGGAAUCCAAACCCGAGCGCAAGAUGCUGUUUGGCAAGAAGGCAUCGUUGCCAUAACCUCAUCCCCCCAGCUGGAGAGAGGUCAAACAGUUCAAGGCAUUGAUGCAAGUGAUGGAGAGCAAGAGUCCACUGAAUCGCUCAGCACCGGCCACGCCCAGGCCAACUUGGUCAAUGCAGUCAUGCGGAAGGAUGACCUCCUGCUGCGCCAAGGGGCACUGCUUCUGCCCUCUUCCAAGCCCACCGGAAUAACCAUCCCACCUCCCCCACAAAGGCGCCAGCUUCCUUCUCUCAGGCAGGUGGAGGCCCUACGCAGACGCCUGAGUGCCAAAGGAGGGCCAACUGGGAUACUCGACUCACCUCCGGUGACCGCAGGCCCACCAUCGUCAAGGGCUCUCCCUUCUUACUCAACCCCGCACUCUCCGUCCUCCGUCCCUGAGUUGGUGACAGAGAAGCCAGGGGUUCCUGAAGAUCCGUCGGGCAUCAGCUCGGAAGCUCCUCCUGCCGGCCUAGGCAGGCACACUAAAUCGCCGAGCCCCACCCGUGAUGGCACCACUCCAUGGCCGCAUAUUCAGUUGGGGGCCCAUGUCACAGGUCCGCCCGACCUUGAGGGUGUCCGUCCCAGUUUGGAGGCAACGCCCAGCUCCAGCAAGGACCGCUCACCAGAUCAGACAGUCGUCCCCCUUGUUGCCCGUCAGACCCCAACGACAGGUACCGACCUUUCCCGGAAGGAUUCUGAACUGGCAGCAGUGACUCAAGAAGACAAAGAUACAACAACAACCACCGUAGUGACAACUACUAUCAUCACCACCCCACAGACAGCAGUUCCAUGCAGCGUCAGUUUCUCAGACUCAGAGGGGUACAUCGACUCCACGGAUUUUCUUCCAUUAUCUGCGUACGGCUCCCUGCAGUGUACGUUCAACGUGACUGUCUUCAAUGGAUAUGGAGUAGAACUACAGGUUAAAACGCUGAACCUCUCUGAGGGUGAACAGCUCUCCAUCCGUGGAUUAGAAGAGGACAACUGGAUUGUUUUAGCCAACCAAAUGCUUCUAGUUGAAGGCCAGGUUAUCCGCAGCCCAACAAAUACCAUUUCAGUGCAUUUCCGCUCAUUCCAAUAUGGAGGAAUUGGAACAUUCCAACUCCAUUAUCAGGUUUACAUGCUGAGCUGCGACUUUCCCCGGAGGCCAGAUUAUGGUGACGUCUCUGUGUUGGAUCUACAUGCUGAUGGCACUGCACUCUUCCGUUGUAACUCUGGUUACCAGCUGCAGGGACUGCGAACUCUGACCUGUAUGAAUGCUUCCAAGCCACACUGGAAUGCCAAGGAGCCAACCUGUCUAGCACCCUGUGGUGGGUUUAUAUCCAAUGCUACCAUUGGUAGAGUACUGUCACCCAAUUAUCCUGCAAACUACAGCAACAACUUAAACUGCACUUGGAUAAUUGAAGGUGCAAAAGGCCAGAAGUUCCAUAUGCACUUUGAAAAGGUUUCUCUGGCUGGUCAGGGGGACAGACUGAUCAUCUACAGUGGAGAGGAAGCCUUCUCAUCGGCUCUGUAUGACUCUUGGAAGAAUGAGUACUUCCCUCUGGAAGGGUUGAUCAGUAAUGAGCCAUUUGUUCGGAUUGAGUUCACUUCCGAUGGAACCAAGACAGCAGGGGGAUUCAACAUUCGAUAUGAAGCUUUUGAGCGUGGACAUUGCUUCGAGCCUUACAUGCAGAAUGGGAACUUCACAGUCACCAAUCCUUCCUACAGUGUCGGCUCAGUGGUGGAGUUCACAUGUGACCCAGGUUACACAAUGGAACAUGGAUCGUCUGUAAUCGAGUGUAUUGACAUCAGAGAGCCAUACUGGAAUGAGACUGAACCACUUUGCAGAGCGGUUUGUGGUGGGGAGUUGUCAAGCCCUGCAGGAGUGAUUCUCUCUCCGAAUUGGCCUGACCCCUACGAUGAAGGCGAGGACUGCAUCUGGAGAAUUCAUGUUGGGGAGGACAAGAGAGUUUUCCUCGAUGUUCAGCUCCUGAACCUCACUAACAGCGACAUUUUAUCCUUAUAUGAUGGAGAUGACUUAACUGUGAGGAUUCUUGGACAAUAUGUUGGAAGCAAUGCCCCAUUGAAAGUAUACUCCACGACUUCCGACCUUACAGUCAGAUUUCAUUCAGAUCCUGCUGGCUUGAUUUUCGGAAAGGGACAAGGAUUUAUCAUGAAUUAUUAUGAGGUUUCACGGAACGACACCUGCUCAGAUCUUCCAGAGAUUCCCAAUGGCUGGAAAACAACUCCUCACAGAGAAAUGGUCCGUGGCACCAUGAUAACCUAUCAGUGUGACCCAGGAUACGACAUCUUAGGAAGUGACACCGUGACUUGCCAGUGGGAUCUCACAUGGAGCAGCGAUCCCCCAUUCUGUGAAAAAAUUAUGUACUGCACAGACCCCGGGGAAGUCAAACAUGCCGGUCGCUCCAUUUCUGAUACCAAGCUGCUGGUGGGGUCCACGAUACAAUUCAGCUGUGACCCAGGCUUCAUACUGGAUGGAAAUGCACUGAUAACCUGCUACAGCCGUGAGACUGGUACCCCACAAUGGACCUCCAGACUUCCCUAUUGUGCACCGGAGGAGUCAGUGGCAUGUGAGAACCCUGGACUACCUGAAAAUGGUUACCAGAUUCUCUACAAGCGGUUGUACCUGCCAGGGGAGACACUGACAUUUAUGUGUUACGAAGGGUUUGAGCUGGUCGGGGAGGUCACCAUCCGAUGCAUCAUAGCUCACCCAUCUCACUGGAGUGGGCCACUGCCUCUGUGUAAAGCCACACAGUAUGGCUUUGAACACUCAUUGGAAGUAGCAGAAACAGCUGUGGAGACAUCAAUGGAAGGCGGAAAUAUGGCUCUGGCCAUAUUCAUUCCUAUCCUCAUCAUCUCUAUACUGCUGGGAAGCGCCUAUAUAUACGUCACCAGGUGCCGAUAUCACUCAAACCUGCGUCUGCCCCUCAUGUCUUCUCAUCCAUACAGUCAGAUCACCGUAGAAACAGCAUUUGACAAUCCCAUCUACGAGAUAGGCGAUACCAGGGAAUACGAAGUUUCCAUAUGAAUAACCCCAUGGAGGGGGCAGAAAGAAUGAGAUUCCUGCCAUCAGCCAGAGUCUUCCCAGUGCACACCCCAGAGAAUGAUGCUCCUCUCUGCUUUCUGAUCCAAAACAGAAGUUACUGACAUUCCAGACUCAGCACGCCCCAUAAAUGUAUCGCACCCAGCCGUGUUUGCUGAAAAGGGAUCCUGACAGCUCAAUGUGAGAAAAGCCCCAUAAAAUUCUCCAAAAAUACAUUGUUGAAUUGUUUAGGUAACCUCAGAAUUUUUAAUAAGAAGGAGAAAUGAAGUAUUUGAAAGAGACCAAAACAGAAUUUCGGCCAAAGCAAUUUCACAAUGUCUACAUUUUGGUCUGAAGAAGUACGUCAUGUGAUUUUCAAAGAAAUAUUCCUUGAGGCUUCUGUGAGCUUGCUGACUGGAAAGAGCUACACUCUGUCCCAAAGAAGCUCAGCUAACUCUAACAGAGAGUAAUUGUAAGAGUUACUGUUCCGAGCAGUCCUUUGCAAAUUAUCACCCUGGCACAAUACACAUGUGGAAGUAGACACCCUCCAGCUUUAACAUUACCGCCAUAGACAGGAGCAAAGAGAAUCCAAAGUGACAGUCCCUUCCAUUGAGCAUGAAGUUAGGGAAUGUCACAUGUUCUUUGAAAAAUAUAACCUCAAUGAAUAUUUUUUGCAACUCUGUUUUGACAUUGGUUCAGCACUUUGAACAAAAAGUAUUCCUUUCUUUUAAGUCUCUGGUAAAGACGGGCCUUUCAAUGGGCAAUUUGCUUGACAAUUCUUUUCUAAAUGUCCCCUUUUUGCCUAACUGUACACAAUCCCGUGUACGCACUUUCCCUGUAAAUAUGUAUACGCAGGCACAUACAUGUGUACACAUGCAUGUACUGUAUGUCUGUGUAUAUUCAUUAAACAGCAUAUGUGUGUGAUGUGCAACUGUGCAUGUAUAUCCUUACUGUACAUCUGCAGAAUUCAUGCAUACUUGUGCUAAAAAACACAUUUUGUAUUGGUGCAUCUGUUUACAUUUACCCUCCUCAUGUAAGCAAAAUGCAUUACACCAGCACACCCGCAUUGUGCAGCAUUUUCUGCAUUUACCUCUUGCUAAUUAUAUAUGAAGAGUUUUAUUCUGUUGGUAAAGUUGCACAGGAGAAUUCUACUUUAGUUGCACUAGUCAUUGUGAUCAGUCACAAAAGGUACAAAUAUUUCUCCCUGUGCUCCAGAUGUAAAAUAUUAAGUAGCAAAUAUUUCAGAGCAGCAAAGGUUCUGCCAAAUAAUGAAGGAAAUUUAAACACUGAGUAGCUUAAGCCAUUUGUUUCAGGAGUCUGGGGUUUUGAUCCUCGGUUUGUGCUGUGCUAGCUGAUCUCAGUGUGAGUGAGAGGUACUAAUAUUGUUUUCAUUUUCCUCAUAAUUAGCAAGUGAAGUUGAAGGGGUUUGGUUGGGGAACAAUAAUCUGUGAUUUUCACUUUUGAUCAUAGUCUGUAAUCACAGGAAAAUGACUAUUGGAAUGAGUAAGCUGCCAUCUUGUACAGUUCUGUUCACUGCAUCAGAUGCAGUUCAGAGAAGGUUUAGAACAUAGAACAUAGAACAGUACAGCACAGAACAGGCCCUUCAGCCCACAAUGUUGUGCCGACCAUUGAUCCUCAUGUAUGCACCCUCAAAUUUCUGUGACCAUAUGCAUGUCCAGCAGUCUCUUAAAUGGCCCCAAUGACCUUGCUUCCACAACUGCUGCUGGCAACGCAUUCCAUGCUCUCACAACUCUCUGUGUAAAGAACCCGCCUCUGACAUCCCCUCUAUACUUUCCACCAACCAGCUUAAAACUAUGACCCCUUGUGCUAGCCAUUUCUGCCCUGGGAAAUAGUCUCUGGCUAUCAACUCUAUCUAUGCCUCUCAUUAUCUUGUAUACCUCAAUUAGGUCCCCUCUCCUCCUCCUUUUCUCCAAUGAAAAGAGACCAAGCUCAGUCAACCUCUCUUCAUAAGAUAAGCCCUCCAGUCCAGGCAGCAUCCUGGUAAACCUCCUCUGAACCCUCUCCAAAGCAUCCACAUCUUUCCUAUAAUAGGGUGACCAGAACUGGACGCAGUAUUCCAAGUGCGGUCUAACCAAAGCUUUAUAGAGCUGCAACAAGAUCUCACGACUCUUAAACUCAAUCACCCUGUUAAUGAAAGCCAAAACACCAUAUGCUUUCUUAACAACCCUGUCCACUUGGGUGGCCAUUUUAAGGGAUCUAUGUAUCUGCACACCAAGAUCCCUCUGUUCCUCCACACUGCCAAGAAUCCUAUCCUUAAUCCUGUACUCAGCUUUCAAAUUUGACCUUCCAAAAUGCAUCACCUCGCAUUUAUCCAGGUUGAACUCCAUCUGCCACCUCUCAGCCCAUCUCUGCAUCCUGUCAAUGUCCCGCUGCAGCCUACAACAGCCCUCUAUACUGUCAACGACACCUCCGACCUUUGUGUCAUCUGCAAACUUGCUGACCCAUCCUUCAAUCCCCUCAUCCAAGUCAUUAAUAAAAAUUACAAACAGUAGAGGCCCAAGGACAGAGCCCUGUGGAACCCCACUCACCACUGACUCCCAGGCAGAAUAUUUUCCUUCUACUACCACUCGCUGUCUUCUGUUGGCCAGCCAAUUCUGUAUCCAAGCAGCUAAGUUCCCCUGUAUCCCGAUUGGACUAGUACCUGGAAUGGGCAGACUGUCUAAUGAGGAAAGGCCAUUCAGACUAGAUUUGUAUCCUCUGGAGGUCAGGAGAGUCAGAGAUGAAUUAAUUCAAACAUUAAAUUGUGAGGGUACAUGGCUGGGUGUUGAAAGGAUGUUUUCUGUUGUGGGAAAACCUAGAACUCGGGGUCAUUUAAAAAUAAAGAGUCACCCAUUUAAACUACAGAUGUGGAAACUUUUUUUCUCUCUAGAGGGUUGUGAAUCUUUUCGAAUUCCAUUCCUUAAAAGGCAGUAGAUGAAGAAUCUCUAAAUGUUAUUUUUACAGCAGAAAUAGAUAGAUUUUUGAUUAUCAAGGGGAUGAAAGUUUAUCUGGAAUGCAGGGCUGUGGGGUUGAGGUUAAAAUCAGCUCAGCCAUGAUCUAAUUGAAUAGUGGAACUGGUUCUAAAGACUGAGUGGCCUAAUCUUGUUUGUUUGUGUGGCAGAAUUUGAAGAAUUGAUGUUUGACUUUAUGGGAUGGUAUCUCUAUUGGAUACUGCUCCAAGGGCAGGAGAAAAUCAGAGGGUAGCAGAUGGAAGGCCGAUCUGCUUCUCUUAUUUAACAUUUCAGAAGAGAAGGAGAAAAAUCGGAAGGAGGAAACUCAGAGACAAUAGGAACUGCAGAUGCUGGAGAAUCCGAGAUAACAAGGUGCGGAGCUGGAUGAACACAGCAGGCCAAGCAGCAUCUUAGGAAACUAUUCUUUUAAAAUAAUCUGUUGCUAUAUAGCUGUACUGCAUGCUGUGUAUGUACAGCAUGCUGUGUGAGCAGCACCUGGCAUCAAUAUAGCACUUUCUUACUGCAACAAACCUGGAACUGCAUUUUAACUAAAUUAGAAACAACUGCGAGGCCAUGACUCACCUUCCACUGUUAAGAGAGAACAUUUAUCUUACAAUUGGCACAGUCGAUUGCCUAGA